UAAGUGCUUGGAUAAAGUGAACUUUGUGAGAACAUAUUAAGACAAGUAAUAAUGUAUGCCUCAAUGUGUUUCAUGAGCAUCGUCGCAAUUCUCAUGAUCGACGUGAGAACUGGGGCUCUUCUGCAGAAAGAUACGGGGCCACGGCAAUGUUACCAGUGCCUGCACAAUCAGAGCUCCUGCCAGCCGGAGCGGCGACUGCAAGCACCGUGUCCCACGCGCGGACUUCAUUGCGCCACCGUCGCUAAAGCACCAGAUUUUACGUCUACUUUGACCUGCGCCGCAAGUGCCGCUCACCCAUGCACGCUGGCCCAGUCCCAGCAGGCCCUCCAGCUAACUUGCACGUGUGCUGGCCACCGCUGCAACUCGCCCUUUACUGCUCAACUAAGGAACAAGCUCCUUGAUUUUACCUUAACCACGAGCAACGUCAAUAAUACAAGCCUCGAUAUUACAGAUAUGUUUUUGAAAUCUUUUGGCAACGUUUCCUUGAACAAACUGUAUGGAACAAUUACAGUAAAAUCAACCCAAGAAAAGCGAAACAAUACGCAGUUACCUGCUUAUACAACAUCUACUUUAAAACCAAACCUGGUUGGUAGUUUGAAUGAUAUAAACGGUCCGAGAGCGGAAGCUUUGAAACAUGAGGCUACUGAACCCUCUGACGAUGAAGAAGAUGAAAGCGAGGGCAGCGGGUCUUACGAGGAGAGCCGGUUGAGGCGUCCGGCCUCCGCUCCCGCUGCGCCAAGCUCCUACCUGCCCGCUAACGAAAACAAGGCUCCACCUUUACUUAUAAAUUUUAUUUUAAUCACGACAAUUUUGUUAGUUAUGCUGUAG
Molecule: messenger RNA, 828 nt
Organism: Cydia strobilella
Lineage: Eukaryota; Metazoa; Arthropoda; Insecta; Lepidoptera; Tortricidae
Exons: 3
Coding region: 52-828 (258 amino acids)
Source: RefSeq, a predicted model, not a curated record